CGCAGAACAGCAGCCGAGCCACACAAAAGCGACGCCGACGCCGGCGACUCGACACGUCACACAGCAGCCACGCGCCGACUUCACCGCCCUGACCUGAUUGGUAAACGGCCGAGCACAGCUAGCAGAGAUGAGGAGCCUGUACUGCAGCUUGCUGGCGCUGAUGAUGCUGACGUCUUGCGCCCGGGCGGUCGUCUUCACGAGGUGCGAGCUGUACCACGAGCUGCUGCAGAGGGACUUCCCCGAGGACCAGCUGCCAGACUGGGUGUGCCUGGUGGAGAACGAGAGUGCCCGCAACACGUCAGCGCUGAGUCCCAUCAACACCAAUGGCAGCCAGGACUUCGGACUUUUCCAGAUCAACAACCGCUACUGGUGCGACAGUUGGAAUGGUACUGAGGGAUCCUGUCACGUUGCUUGCAAAGACCUGCUGGACGACGACAUAGACGACGAUUGCGAGUGCGCACACCUCAUCUACUCGCGGCAGGGCUUCAACGCGUGUUACGGCUGGAUCAACCGCUGCAAGGACAAACCUCUGCCAGAUCUUUCAAACUGCUGACGCUCGCUGCCGUCCACCUCAAUACAAACCGGUACCGCGUGGGAUGGCAACAAGGAGAAGAACGCACUCAACUCCUGGCAACAGUCACCCUAGAUUACAAGCAACGCCAUCGAACACCUCGAAUGUAACGACCUACCGGCAGUCUUGCAUCUUCCUGUAUUUCUCUUAUAUGUGCACUUCCUCUUCCACUGAAGAGUUCUAACUAUUGAUUCAAGUAUGAAGUUGUCGGGAUAUGAGCGCCUGUGCUUCUUCCCAUCAAAACCAGCAUUACUACUUCGACACUGUAAAGACGCUGGAAAACCUAUACUCUCAGAAGUUUCAGUACACAGUGUGUACAGUAACUGGACUUUCCAAAUCAUGUUACGAGUUACUGCACGAACGGACUUAAAAUAUUGAUUGCCUUAUUUUAGAUACAAAAUUUCUGUGAAUGUAUAUAGAUCAAAAUUAUCAGCUUGGAGAUGAGUAAUGAUUCGAGGAAUGAGCACUUCAUAAGUAAUAAAUUAAUGUCCUUGAUAUGUUGUAGUAAUUCUGUGAAUGCAACUUACACCUUGUCGUAUAUUUUCAUCCUUUUUUACUUAAUUACCGAUAUUAUGUCGCAGCUGAAGACCAUACCAAACGCACAAUUGCACUCGACACCAGCAGAUAUUGUAAUAGAAUAUCAGAUACCGGUAUUUCAACAGUAUAGCUUACGUGAAAAUAAUUUCCUAGAUACCAACACAACAAAACAAUGUUUGAGAGCAAGUAGCAUGGCGCUCAAGACCAAUGAUGUAUGUCUGGAAGUUAAAGAUAGUUCAUUUAUUUUUUUGUACUUGUAUCAGUUUAUAUUUCCAUGACAUUCUGGGGCUGUGAAUUUUACUUUUUAUAGACGCAGCUGUUUUGCAUGUAUCACACUCAGAAAUUGGUGUAUUGACUGUGUAAAUAGCUUCUAUUUUGUU
This is a messenger RNA of Schistocerca cancellata (South American locust), 1488 nucleotides long. Its product is annotated as lysozyme-like. Gene Ontology annotation, molecular function: lysozyme activity. The transcript has 5 exons. Lineage: Eukaryota; Metazoa; Arthropoda; Insecta; Orthoptera; Acrididae. The coding region runs from base 128 to 553 and encodes 141 amino acids. The record is from RefSeq and is a predicted model, not a curated record.